AUGGCGAGUGAUGGUCUCCCUUCGAGCCAAGGACCCAUGUUUAACGCGGAUUUCCUUGGAGUCCUCAUAGCCUGUGCUAGUCUAGCGAUCUUCUCCUUGCUGUACUUCAACCGGGUGUUCGCUUCGCUCGUGUCCUGGGGAAUCCGCACCUACACAUGGCACCGCUACCAGAUUUAUAUCGAUAUCCAAGCCCUGCAGAUCUCUCUACUUGCCGGUCGCAUCUUUUUCACUGGUCUCCGCUACCAUGGGAACAAUGAGACCAUACUGGUCCAAAACGGGCAUAUUACUUGGGCCUACUGGUUGCGCAGGGUGCGAGAGGUACAGAUCGGGAAAAAUAAGGCAGCCAGACAGGAUGAUGAUGGCGCGCCUGCCGACCACUUGACCAAGCUGCCAUGCCGCGUCAAAGUCUCCCUCAUGGGCCUGGAGUGGUUCAUAUACAACCGAAGUCCGGCCUACGAUUCUGUUCUUGCUGGCCUUGACAAGUCUGACCCAGUGGCCAACAACACAAGGGAGCGCGACGUUCAAACCGAAACCGUGCCUGGCUCUACUCUGAAGCUGCGGAAGAGACGACAGGACCGACCUACUAAGAUAGAUGGAGCUACUCGCGCAAUGUCCUCUGCGAGCCGUGAAAAAAAUAGUGGUUCUUCGGACCGUCCUUGCUCUCCUGUCGCGGGACAUCCUUCCAGCCUACGAUCGUCAGCAUCAGAAACGGACGAUCGAGAAAGAAAUGGGAGUGACCACGCAGCCCAGUACGAAUCCCAGCUCCCGCUGUUCCUCCAGCUUCUCCCUAUACACAUCGAAUGCGAGAAAGCAGCAUUGGUGAUGGGUAAUGAAAACACCAGGGCUGUCCUUAUCAUCAAGGCGGAUACCUUGUCAGGCGAGGUUGAUGCUUCCGAGACAAAAACUCCUGAUCCCUACCGUCAGUACUUUCGGUUCAAAUUCAACCACCCAGUCAUUGAAAUGAGGGAGAACCCAGACUAUAAAGAGGACCAAGCUGCCCGAGCCGCGCGGGACAAGCACAUCCCCCAGGGACCGCUUGCUUCUCCACCAAAACGGUCGUUCCUUCGCUGGCAACGCCACGGGUUGCACGCUGGUCUCAGGCGUCUGAUACCGUUCUUGAACCCUUCUGUCGAGUCCCUUUCGUCUUCUGACAGAGAUAUUGACACAGCAACGGGCCAGGUUCCACCCAGUGGUCAAUGGCAGGGGCUCUCUCGCUACCUUUCGGAUGAUACCGAAGAUCAAAGGUCACGAUGGGCAUCAUGCGAAUAUGCUGCGGUGCCAACACUGUUAGAUAGCCCAGAGGCUUCUUUGACCAUCUUCUGGGAUGUUGCGGGCAAAGUGGCCCCAGGUCUUGGAGAGGAUGCGUCAGGGAGGGCCCUCAACAUCAACGGUGCAGAACCACCUGCUUGGUCAAUCACUUUGUCAAUCCACGGUGGCUCCAUCAACUACGGUCCAUGGGCGGAUAGACAUCGCGCUGAGCUUCAACGCAUCUUUGUGCCGAGCCUUUGUAAAGAUGCUGUCCCCGCUUCGCCUUUGCCUCCCGGUGCAUUCCGAAUGCCGACACAGUUCACAUUCUAUGUUGAGCUCACUGAUGUCACUACUAUUCGCAUUCCAACCAAGGAAGAAUCGAAGAACUGGAGGUGGAAGGGCAAGGAGUCGGUAUCGAAAAAAUUGCAGAGUCAUGACACACGCCGGGUGCGACGAUCUAAGAAGUCUGACCAACCUGCGGAUGUGCACUCGCGACCGUACGGCUGGCUCGAUAUCAAAGUCCCAUCCAACUCUACCGCCUCCUAUUCCAUGGAUAUGGUCGCAGGGCCUUCCGGAUAUACUGUCACUCUUGAAGUUGACUUCCCCACGACUGAAAUCACAAGCAGCAUCAACCAUGAAGUGCUUUGGAGGUCCGGACGGCAAAGAAUAUCAUGUGAUCUUUCCACGCCACUGUCUUGGAAUGGCCUGCGCCAGUGGCAUUUUAAUAUCAGCAGCAAUGAGUUGGAGCUCUAUCUUUUGCGAGAUCAUGUGUUCCUUCUUACGGACGUCGUGGAUGAUUGGGCAACUGGACCUCCCACAGAGUACCUUGUCUUCACUCCUUUUAAGUAUCAUCUGAACUUCCAACUUCACGACGUCAAGCUCUUCCUUAACCUCAACGACGCCAAUAUCAUCAACAAUCCCACAGACCCAGAGGAUAAUACGUACCUCAUAAUCUCCAGCCCCCUCCUUCGAAUCAAAACAUGUAUCCCAAUCGACGAGUAUCGCCCGAUGAGGAACACUAUCCCUUAUGACAUACGGGCUGACACUGUCUCGUUCGACUUGCAUGUCCCUCCAUGGAACACCCAAGCGUCGUUUUUGAGUUCAAAAGAAGUUGGACGCCUCGAAACCCUUGUUAUCAAAGGCACAUACCAUUAUAACGCGACUAUCUCGCCCGGCAAUAUUGAUACCCUCGUCGUAAAUGUUACUGGACAGUCACUAGUUGCCACCUUCUAUGGGUUCACUAUCCGAUACUUUCUCAAAGUUAAAGAUAACUAUUUUGGGGAGGAUAUUCAUUUCAAGACCCUGGAGGAGUAUCAGGAGUCGCUGCGACUGAAAGAGACGGACCCGGCUGCUGAGCUUGCCAAUCGCCCUCCGCCCAAGAAAUCAAAUGACUUGGAUGUCAUACUUAGCGUCCGGACCGAUGAUCCCAAGAUCAUCCUGCCAGCAAAUCUCUACUCAUCUCAACGCCACAUACAGAUCGAUACAGCGAGCUUGUGCCUUGACUUGCGCUUGACCAACUAUUACAUGGACAUGGAUCUUGUGGUGGCUCCGUUGAACUUCUCCCUUGGACACACGGGUUCGGGUGCAGAAACUCCCAUGAGUUCGACGUCUAGCACUCAGAUGUUCAUCGAUGGUCUGCACGUGUAUGGUCAUCGUCUUUUUGGACUUCCUCCGACCGAGCCGACCUACAUGUGCAACUGGGACCUUUCGGCAGGCGCUCUUACCGGCGAGUGCACUGUGGAAUUUUUGACGACCCUUGUUAACGCAGGUAAAUCAUUCGCAUUUAGCUUCGACGAUGACGAAAAUGCCUUAAUCCCUGCCUCGGCUCUCAUUGUUUAUGAUAUUACCUUCUUUCGAGCCCAUGUGCACUCCGUUCGUCUCUGGCUACAUGUUGAAGAUGCUGCAUUCCUUCUGUCAACAGGAACCAUCAACCUCAGAUACAACGACUGGGCCCGGUCGCAUUAUUCUAAGAGAGCUGUCAUCAAUAUCCCAGAUGUUAAGGUUUCUUGUCUGAACGCUGAGUCUGCCACGCGACAUAAAAGCCGUUCGAGCCGCCAAGUGGAAGCAGAUGCCCUUGUAGAGACGAGCGUGCGUCUAGCUGUCAUCACACGAAAAGCCCACUUCUCAGCGGAGAGGAAACUUCAGCAAGACCUUGUCCGCGCCAGUGACCAACGAACACGCAGAACCCAUUUUCUCAUUCUCCCCGAACUUGUUGCGGACGGUCAACUACCUUCCAACGUGGAGCCUGCUUCUCAGAGCAUUCCCCCUAUGCCGACCCCUCUCAAACCGGAAGAGCUUACCGGAGGCGACGGUGCGUCUUUCAUUUCGAGCGUCAGCUCGAACAGGUUUCAGGGGCUGAGGAGUCAGUCUUCGUUCUUGCCCUUUUCGAGUUCGGCGCAAAGAAGUGUGCGUAAGCCCCUCAGCUCAAAACGGUCAAGUAAGAAAGAGUUAACUUCCGAGCAAGGGAGCGCACGCUUUGGCGAUGAUGGGAGCACCCCAUGGGAACAUGCUUCACUGGCCCGACAGUCCCUCUAUCACCGCACGUCAGGAGAAACCGUGAAUUAUCAGGAUGCAGCACACAACACUGUCGCAUUCUCGAGUCAAUAUUUUGCUCCGUACUUUCCACUCGAGCAUGUUAGGCCAAGCCACCAGGAUGCAAUGAUGCAAACCAUUGAGGAUGACGAAGCCGACCUAAUCAAAUUCGAGUUAGCAGACAUCGAUCCGACUUCCCUCGAUGAAGACUUCGCCUAUUCGGCUGUUGUGUUGGAACUUCCUCCAGGCCUAAAUAUGUUCUGCAACCCGACCUCUCUGCGCUAUGUUGCAGCCCUUCUUUCCUCUCUUCAAUGCCUCGACCCUGACAAUAUCCUCGAUUCUUUGCAAAUUGAUUCCAUGAAAGAGAUCUUUGAUAUGCAGAAAGAUCAGACGAUGAAGGGUCGUAUUGGUGACUUUAUGGUCAAGCUUCCCCAGGUCAAUUUGCGUCUUGUCAACCCUGCAAGCCUUGACUCGCUGGAUCAAGCCACUGAUGAGCAUGACCAAUACGACGUAGUCCUCAAAAAGCUCUCUUUUAUGUCUCGAAUACAUACAACCUGGCAAGAUCCAUUUAAGGCAGCUUCAAGACAAGCCCGAAAUGCAUUCCAUCUCCGGUUGGCGUCCAUUGAAAUCGCAGCAACUGAAAGAUUGCAAGGUGUGGGUAAUCCUCAAGCAGCCGCAUCAGCAAGAGUUGAAAAUGUGAUAGCUUUUGGCGAUACCAGAGAUGCUACUUCUCUCUAUCUCGAAGUUGAUGCAAUUGGAGCCAGUACAUCUUCCGGGAAAGUUGAUUCUUUGGCUUCAUUGAUACAUCGAGCCAGUCUUUUAGGAGCUGAUCUUGGCAAACUCUUCUCCGAAACCUCAUCCCAGGAGAAGAUGGUGACGCGAAAUCUUGUUCGUCACCUUAUUGCAAAGAAACAAGAAACACCAGAUCCCUCAUUCUUAGUCCGUCCUUCAGCAGUUCUCAGGUCCGCAACUCAGCACUUGAGAACCUUCGAUUCGUGGAAGUUGAUAAUGCGUCUUCGCCAAAUGUGGACGGUGUUGGAGGCGACUGAGGCCGAGGAACUUCUUGCCUCCUGUUUUACACCGCCAACGAUUUCUCUGAUUCAAGCCAAGAAGGAAGUACUUUCGGCUUUCGAAGGAUGGAGAAGUUGGGACUUGGACAACAUUGAGGAGAGUGUCUUUGUCAAUUUGAUUUUCGGCAACGGUGUUGAUCGCUCGGCGUCAUCAGCCACCAACAAGCCAACGUUUGUGGCUGCAAAGAUCAAGCAACUGCAGCUCGCACUGAAUCCAGGACCGAAGCAAAAUGGGAUCAUACUUUUAGAUCUGGCUAUAAGGGUCCAACUGGAGCCCUCUUCGGACCAGCAUCUUGGUGAAGGUUUACCCCCUAGCAUUACUUCAAACAUCAUUAAUGUCAGCUGUGGUAAUGCCACUGUCAGUUUGAACUGGGAGCUAUACGAACUCGCUGAGAAUAUUCUCAAUUUGGUGGAGAGAAUCGAUUCACAGUCUCUGAGCGAAUCCCUUCCAACUUCGUCAGACGUUAACCAGACGAAGACCGUAGCGCAUUCUCUGUCUGAGACUACAACUCAUUGUGUUGUGGUUCUUGACCACGGCUCUCUCAUCAUUGAAGCAAUCAACCUGUACUCGGAAUCCUUCGCUGACCAUGCACGGGCAUCGCUUCUCGUUAAGAGAGGGGCCAACAAUGCUACCGACACCAACCUGAUCCUUAGCUGCGACUCGGUCUCUUCCAGCUUACGCAGCCAUCAUCAAAAACUCGCCAAGCUCUCUCUGGAAAUGCCAAGUGUUUUUGCUUCUCACGAGUUGCGAGCCAGUGAAACCACGGAUUCUCACACCAUCAAAGCCACUGCUAGCAAUCGAUACAUGAGCCUGAUGGUCAAGCAGGACCCCAUCACUCUGGCUGAAGUGUUGGACCUGUUAGUGCGAGAUGAGUUUGCUCAGCUUUCCCAGCUAAAGAAACAGCUUCCGUCACUGCUCAUGACUCCGGCAGCACCAAAAAACAUAAAAGACCGACUCACCGCCUUCCGGGUGAAUGUGGCUCUGUUCAUGGAUCGUUAUACCAUCACCAUCCCAUUGCUCCGCUCUCUCACCUAUACGGUUCAUGGAACAGUGUCGCGAGCAGCAAUUGCAGCAAACUUUGGUCGAGAAAUUAUCUUUGACUUCGAUAUUAAAGAAAACUCCCACGAUAUUCAGAUUCAAGCAAAUAAUGUUUCUCGGAGCAUUUCUCUCCUCCAAAUCCCUCCGACAAGUGGACGGAUUCGAAGCCACAUAGACCACGAAGAACACAUGGUCAGUGUGUUUGCGUCGGUGGAGCUGGUGCAGUUGGAUGUUGGAGCUGUAUACAGCCUGCUGUCUGCUCUCAACAGGCCAGAGAUAUCGAGUGCCAUGAGCGAGCUUCAAGAACAGAUCAAGAUCAUUGAGGAACAUAUCAAAGAAGUCACUGGACAUGAGGACUUGCAUUUUGAAAAGGGCUCCCCGCGAAGCAACCAGAGUACUCUUGUUUAUGCUGUUCACCUUACGCUGGCCGGAAUUGAGAUAUUUGGGGAAACUCCACUCACGUCUGAUACUACUGCUCUCGCGCACAUUUCAUUCUCUCUUGACAGCAUUCAUCUUAGUCUGGCCAACCGUGUAGAGCAACAUGGCCCAACACUGACGUACCCCGAACUGAACCUCAACCUGCGGCGUAUCUCAUGCCAAUUCAAGAGGGGUGUUGCCGGGGCAAUGACAUGCUGUGGCAAUGUCGUGUUUGGAGCCCUGAUUACCGCCUCUUCCCGGCCCAACGAAGAUGGGAAAGAGGAAAGGUUCUUCCACGUUAGGAGCGACACAUUUGAAGCUGAUCUCUCACCUGCUACAGUCUCGACAGCUGUUGAUGUCCUUGGAUACAUGAAUGACAGGUUUAAAGAUCUCGACACUUCUAAAGAGCUUGAGUACCUCCGAAGGUUCAAGCAAUCCAGGCCCCGAAUUGCCGUCAAUAAUGGGGAACCAGGGACUGAAACAGAUAUCAUUGGUGCUUUCCUCUCCUCAAUCACAUAUUCCUUCGAGUUCUGCAAUAUCCAGCUUGCAUGGCUGGUCACCGAUAAGGAUGACAUACUCACUCCUGGUAGUGAAGAUCUUGUCCUAUCCCUUGCCAGAAUCGAGCUUGGAACCCGGACGAGGAACUCGGCUCGGCUCGCCAUUGAGAAUCUCCAGCUUCAGAUGGUUCGUCCGUCGCACGACAAGCGGCUCAGGUCGCCGAACUCGGCACUCCUUCCAGAGGUAAUAUUCAACGUCGCUUACGUCUCAACAGCCGAUAUUCGGAGGCUUGCUUUUCAGGCAGUUGGCAAGCCUCUGGACGUUCGGCUGACAUCAGGAUUUAUCAUCCCCGCGGCACAUUUGAAUGACUCCAUCAACUGGUCUCUUCAAAAAGUUCAGCAGGCCUCACAGAACUGGAGUCCGAUUGUGUCAAGCCCUCCUCCAGAAGCAGUGAACCUACAGUCAGAAGAGCAAUUGGAACGUAAGAAUUUCAUUGGGGGCAAGCGUCUUGAAUCGCUGCUUAUUGACGCCGAUUUUGCUGGCGCUGUCGUCCACCUCACCGGACAGAAGCCUUCACGAGAAUGGAUUCCUCACCACAGGCCUGCUCGGCCGAGCAGCUCUGGAAAGCAAGGUCAUUUCUCAGCUGAUGAAACCGCGAGCAGCACAACACUUCGGUCACCUGGUUUGGCUUUCAAGCUGGAAUUUAGGGACAACGGCAAGGAUGACCCUUCGCUACAUGCUGAAAUCAAGAUUGACGCCUCCAGCAACACCAUAUAUCCGUCUGUCGUUCCCCUUAUUGUAGAAAUCAGCGACAGCAUCAAGAAAAUCGUUAGCAGUUCCGACGAGGGGACGGAGAGAAAACCCUCACUGAAAGCCCGCGAUGUUACUGCUAGGGUCAAAUUGCCGGAGGAAGACAACAUCCUCGCUACUGAUCCCACAACGAUGCUCGGCCGGGUGAGGCUCAACCUAGGAUUGCGGAUUUGCCGGCAAGAGUUUUCCCUCAGCUGCCAACCUAUUGCAAGAGUCGCUGCUACAGCCAGCUUCGACAGCGUUUACUUUAUUGCAAACACUGUUCGAUCAACGGAUCAGGGCAACUUCUUUGCGGUUUCCGGCAUCUUCACACACCUCCAAGCUUCCGUCCAGCAUGUGUAUUCGCGAGAAUCAACAGGCAGCUUUAAGGUAGAGUCAAUUGUCCUGUCUCUCCUGAACAGCAAACAUCUCAGCGGUACCAGCGGUCUUUCGGCCAUUCUCAAAGUUAGCCCCAUGGAAGUGUCAAUCAAUGCAAAGCAACUUCAAGACUUCUUGCUCUUCCGGGAGAUCUGGAUUCCAAGCAAUAAGGUAGAUCCGACGGCACACCCCGUCGCAAAGCUCGUCACAGAAACCUCCCAAGGACACCUAGUGCAGCGCUACCAACAAGUUGCUGCGACCGCCGCGUUCCCGUGGACAGCGAGCAUUUCCAUCGAAGCACUCAAGAUCGUCGUUGACCUUGGACAAUCCCUGGGCAAAUCAACCUUUUCAAUCCAAGACUUCUGGGUCGCAUCAAAGAAAACAUCGGACUGGGAGCAAAACUUAUGUCUCGGUUUUCGCAUGAUUGGAGUUGAAAGCACAGGAAGAAUGAGUGGUUUCGUCGCUCUGGAAGACUUCAAGUUGCGAACCUGGAUCAACUGGCCCGAACGUGAACAAGCGCUCAAUGAGACCCCGCUGAUUCAGGCGUCUGUGGGAAUUAGGCAGCUCAGAGUCAAGGCAGCCUUCGACUAUCAAGCUUUUCUUGUGGCAGACAUCAGAUCGCUCGAGUUUCUGAUGUACAAUGUCCGGCGCAGUCGUAAAGGGAGUGGCGACAAGCUCAAGGCUGUUUUCAUUGGUGAUGCUGUCCAAAUUUUCGGCACCACUACAUCGUCUUCGCAAGGAGUUGCCUUGUAUCAGGCCUUCAAGCGCCUAAUACAAGAACGAAAGGCAAAUUUUGAAACCUCUCUGAAGGAGAUCGAGAGGUAUCUCCAGCGCAAGUCGGUAUCGGCACCAUCCGACGUAAUCGAGCUUCUCAAAGCCGCAAAGUCCAACGUAAAGGAUGAUAACGUUGUAAAGUCUCCAAUUUCUCUUGACACCGACGUUGCGGUUACCCUGAAGGCCCUUAAUUUGGGCGUCUUCCCCAGUAGCUUCUCGGACCACCAAGUCUUCAAGAUGGAAGCACUCAAUGCCCAGGCACGGUUUGCCGCAUCGGUCAUCGACGAUGGACGCAUCCACAGCAUCCUGGGCCUGACCUUGGGGCAACUGCGCAUAGGACUCGCAAGCGUGCGGUCGCCGGCGUCACCACGAACUCUAGGAGAAUUGAGCGUUGAAGACGUGGUGCAGAGUGCAACUGGUUCACGUGGAGGAACGAUUCUCAAAGUACCCAAGGUCGAAGCAGUCAUGCAAACUUGGCAACGAAAUGACUCUAAACGAAUUGACUACAUCUUCAAGAGUGCAUUUGAGGGCAAAGUUGAGGUUGGCUGGAACUACUCGCGCAUCAGUUACAUCCGCGGCAUGUGGGCGAACCACACAAAGACUCUUGCUCAAACUUGGGGCAGGGAGCUGCCCAACGUGACAGCUAUCCGCGUUACAGGCGUGGGACUGUCGCCAGACGACGAAGGCAAAGGGAAGGUUAAGGAGAAAGAAACAGAGAAGCAAAAAGACAACAAAAUUACGGCCGAGGUCAAUGUACCAGUGUCCAAGUACGAGUAUGUUGCACUCGAGCCACCCAUAAUUGAGACCCCUCAGCUGCGCGACAUGGGCGAGGCCACACCGCCACUGGAAUGGAUUGGCUUGCAUCGCGAGAAGCUUCCGAACCUGACGCACCAAAUAAUACUGCCGCAUACCUACACACUGGACGCAGCCUAA
Messenger RNA from Thermochaetoides thermophila DSM 1495, 9678 nucleotides. RefSeq lists its product as uncharacterized. Gene Ontology annotation, cellular component: membrane. The transcript has 4 exons. NCBI's taxonomy places the organism in Eukaryota, Fungi, Ascomycota, Sordariomycetes, Sordariales, Chaetomiaceae. Gene Ontology annotation, biological process: fermentation. Bases 1 to 9678 code for a protein of 3225 amino acids. The record is from RefSeq and is a predicted model, not a curated record.